Messenger RNA from Eurypyga helias (sunbittern), 546 nucleotides. Its product is annotated as interferon-like. NCBI's taxonomy places the organism in Eukaryota, Metazoa, Chordata, Aves, Eurypygiformes, Eurypygidae. Gene Ontology annotation, molecular function: type I interferon receptor binding; cytokine activity. Gene Ontology annotation, cellular component: extracellular region. The record is from RefSeq and is a predicted model, not a curated record. Gene Ontology annotation, biological process: positive regulation of peptidyl-serine phosphorylation of STAT protein; natural killer cell activation involved in immune response; humoral immune response.
AUGGCUGUACCCAACACACGACAGACCCGCCUGCGGCACGGCGCCCCGACGCUCCUGCUGCUCCUGCCGGCUCUCGCCACCGCCCUCAGCUGCCACCACCUGCGUCCCCACCAUGCCACCUUCCCCUGGGACAGCCUCCAGCUCCUCCAGGCCAUGGCUCCCAGCCCAACACAGCCCUGCCACCACCCGCCGGCGCCACUCUUCCCCGCACGCCACCAGCUCCUCACCCUCCUCCAGCACCACAUCCACCACUUGGAACAGUGCCUGCCGGCACACGGCACACUCCUCAAACGGCAAGGGCCCCGCAGCCUGGUGCUCAGCAUCAACAAAUACUUCAGGGACAUCCAGGACUUCCUCCGCACCCACAACCACAGCGCCUGCGCCUGGGACCACGUCCGCCUCCAAGCUCACGUCUGCUUCCAGCACAUGGACACACUCAUGCGGCAGAUGAAGAGACAAGACACUCCUGCCCUCCACCAAAACCUCACAAGCCAAAUGCCCAUUUCCAGGCAACGCCGGCAGCCACAGGUCGAGCAUAGGUCGUAG